Messenger RNA from Cyclocybe aegerita, 900 nucleotides. The record is from the annotation of a GenBank genome assembly. Lineage: Eukaryota; Fungi; Basidiomycota; Agaricomycetes; Agaricales; Hemipholiotaceae.
AUGUCAACUCAAAUCCCUUCAGCCCCUCGUCCUUCCACACCACUGAAGACAUCCUACACCUACCACUCUCCAACGCCGACAGCUCCCGGGCCGUACAUCCUCGGUGUCGAUGAAGCCGGUCGUGGUCCAGUUCUGGGGCCUCUUGUUUAUGGAAUCGCAUACUGUCCAGUGUCAUACAAAGAGAAAAUGGAGAAGCUUGGGUUUGCAGAUUCCAAAACGUUGAAUGCGGAGACGCGAUCUUCGCUUCUUGAUAUUCUGAGCUCUGACCCUCCAAACCUGGGGUGGUCUGUCCGUGUCAUCAGUCCUCAAGCGAUUUCGAGCGGAAUGUUACGCCGCCCGCCGACAAACUUGAACCGUCAGUCCGAGGAAGCAACGAUCCUUCUCAUUCGGGAGGUUAUUGCAAAGGGAAUCCAGCUAUCAGAGGUGUAUGUCGAUGCUCUCGGGAACACAACGACGUACGAGAAGUACCUGUCAUCUCUGUUCCCUGGGAUCAGCUUUACGGUUACAAAUAAGGCCGACUCAAAGUUCAAAAUCGUCGGUGCUGCUAGUGUGGCGGCCAAAGUAACACGAGACGCCUGUAUCGAAGGAUGGCAUUUUGAAGAAAGCGAAGGUCAGACAGAAACAAAAUGGAGUUCGGAGCUAGGUUCUGGGUAUCCCUCAGAUCCUAAUACUCAAGCUUGGUUGAAGACAGCCACAGAUCCUGUCUUUGGCUUCCCUCAAAUUGUGCGCUUUUCUUGGACAACCGUAAAGGUUAUCUUGGAAAAGAGCUCCUACGGCGUGAAGUGGACGGACGAAGGUCAAGCAUCGUUGGUGAAAGCAUUCGAGUCUGGAAAAGGGCUCGAGAAAGAUAGAUGUUUGGUGAUGAAAGACCUGUAUAUCAAAAGUAUCGACAGCCUAUGA